GCUUUUGGUGCCGUCUCUGCCAUGUCAGACCGAAACUGCAUCUACUCAAGUGGCAGAUAUACCGAGGAGCUUAGCAGAGAAGAUAUGCUUUCUUGCUGUGGUCGUUUCUGCGGCCUCGGCUGUGAAGGUGGAUACCCAUCUCGAACAUGGAAAUACUGGAUAGAAUCUGGCAUUGUAACCGGAGGAGCGUAUCAAGCCGAAGACAGCUGCAAGCCUUACGAGUUUCCGCCAUGUAGCCACCACGUCAACAGCACAUACCCACCUUGCGGAGCACUGUAUCCGACACCAAAAUGCGUGAAAACUUGCCAGACGGACUAUGGCAAGUCCUACACAAAAGAUCUGCACUCUGGUGAGAUUACACUAAAGAUACCCAAAACAUGUUCAUUGGUUUUUCAAGUUAAGGGUGAGGAGAAGAUAAUGAUGGAGCUUAUGAAAAAUGGGCCCUUGGAAGCGGUAUUUGACGUGUAUGGCGACUUUAUGAAUUAUAAAUCUGGCGUCUAUCAAGACGAGGCCGGUGAAUACAUAAAUCCACAUAUAGUGAAGCUGAUUGGUUGGGGCGUUGAGGAGAACACUAAAUAUUGGCUUUGGAUUAACUCAUGGAACAAUGUAUGGGGAGACAAUGGGUUAUUUAAAAUCAUCCGUGGUGUAGAUAAGUGCAGAAUCGAGAGUGAUCAACUCGGUGGAGUGACUAAAGUUUAG
Protopolystoma xenopodis is the source of this 699-nucleotide messenger RNA. The record is from the annotation of a GenBank genome assembly. Lineage: Eukaryota; Metazoa; Platyhelminthes; Monogenea; Polystomatidea; Polystomatidae.